This is a messenger RNA of Opisthorchis viverrini, 678 nucleotides long. RefSeq lists its product as hypothetical. The record is from RefSeq and is a predicted model, not a curated record. The transcript is spliced from 4 exons. The coding region runs from base 1 to 678 and encodes 225 amino acids. NCBI's taxonomy places the organism in Eukaryota, Metazoa, Platyhelminthes, Trematoda, Opisthorchiida, Opisthorchiidae.
AUGUUUCAGCCGCUACGAUAUUCGAGAUGUCGGCUGGAAACAUCCAAACCGAGAGAUUCAGCUGGAUUCCAGGUGAGUCUUCCGCAAAAUCGAAUUUGUUUGCGAAUGAGUGUAUUCCACCAAUUUCGUGCAAUUUGGUUUCAACUAGUACAUAAAGUUGACGGAAACUCGGGGGAUGCGCCUACCCGAUGGGCCCCAAGAGAGGCGAAACCGCUCGCGGGCUGUCGAGGUGUUUUCAGCAACAUUAUGAGUAGUGCACUACAAGCUGAUCUAAAAGCGGCAAGUUUUAGCAAAUUUCUGCUAAAUCUCUAUUCAGCGUCCAUCACAUUGAUGGUUUGCGAAUUACCACACUGUUGCAUGGGUUUUCGGCAAACUGCAGACCAAAGUGACGAGGGUCUCAACAGCCGUCACGUCCAAAUAGUUGGCACGAUAUUCGAGAUAUCGCAGUAUAUUUUCAUAAAGGAAACUAGUCACAAGGUUGCUGAAAAGUCUUGGACAGCCGACGACCGGUUUCGCCCUUCUUGGGGCUCAUCAGGUAGGCGCAGUUUCCGAGUUUCCGUCAACCUUAUGUUCUACUUUAAUCCAAAUUAUACUUUUUUCGAGAAAUACACUCAUUCGCAAAUCAAUUUGGUUUUCACGAGGGACUCAACUGAAUCUCUCGUUUAUGAUAUUCUAUAA